AGCCAUUCCUGGCCAGAGCAGACGGAAGUGACGCGGAGAGCGGCGGCAGCGCCUGCAGGAGCCAAACCGGGGGUCCCUUAGACCGGAAGGGGUGGAGUUACCGGAGAACCGAGUGAGUGACGUCAUUAAAUUAGUCUGAUUUUCUACAUAAUGAGUCAGGGGGACACCAAUUCUGCUGCCGUCCCUCAUGUUGCUGAGGAUGUACUGGGAGAUGACCGCUGGCUGUGUCAGCACAACAGGUUGGUCUUAGACUGUAAGGACAAGGAGCCGGAGGUUUUGUUUGUUGGCGAUUCCUUGGUGCAGCUUCUGCAGCAGUUUGAGAUUUGGAGGGAACUUUUCUCUCCACUUCAUGCAUUGAAUUUUGGUGUCGGUGGAGACACAACGCGCCAUGUUCUUUGGAGGCUUCAGAAUGGAGAACUAGAGAAUAUCAAACCUAAGGUCAUAGUCUUAUGGGUUGGUACCAACAAUUAUGAAAACACAGCUGAAGAAGUUGCCGGUGGAAUAGAAGCUAUCAUAAAACUCAUCAACACACUGCAACCCCAGGCGAAAAUAAUUGUAGUGGGAUUACUACCCCGUGGAGAGAAGCCGAAUCCACUGCGUGAGAAGAAUGCGCAGGUGAACCAGCUGCUGCGCUCCUGGCUUCCACGUCUCCCUGGGGUUCAGCUCCUGGAUGCAGAUUUCGGAUUUGUCCACUCGGACGGCGCUAUCUCUCGACAUGACAUGUUUGAUUUCCUCCACCUCACAGCUGCCGGUUACGCCAAGGUCUGUCGACCACUCCAUGAACUGAUUAUGCAACUCCUGGAGGAGACCCCAGAGGAGAAACUAGUCACCCUAGCCUGAUCAUUGCUUUUCCCCUUCACCCCAUCGUCAGUGUUACAUCAUUGGCUGCCCCCUCCCCUUUGCUCACUACCGUUGCCUCAGCUGUAUAUCGACAUGCUCAUUGUAUAUACACAGAACUCAUACACACCCGCAGCUACCCAGCUUUUCCUGCAGUUCCCCAUUAUUGUCUCAUAUUAUUGGACACUUAAAUCCCCAGUAUAAUCUGAUGGAUCCUGCACAUGGGAGCAGCAAGAAUCUUGGUGGAGCAGACUCUAAAUCCUUGA
Molecule: messenger RNA, 1103 nt
Organism: Bufo bufo (common toad)
Lineage: Eukaryota; Metazoa; Chordata; Amphibia; Anura; Bufonidae
Gene: PAFAH1B2
Product: platelet activating factor acetylhydrolase 1b catalytic subunit 2
Exons: 6
Coding region: 151-840 (229 amino acids)
Source: RefSeq, a predicted model, not a curated record